Messenger RNA from Aspergillus ochraceoroseus IBT 24754, 1458 nucleotides. RefSeq lists its product as uncharacterized. Gene Ontology annotation, biological process: polyketide metabolic process. The coding region runs from base 74 to 1318 and encodes 414 amino acids. The transcript has 4 exons. Lineage: Eukaryota; Fungi; Ascomycota; Eurotiomycetes; Eurotiales; Aspergillaceae. The record is from RefSeq and is a predicted model, not a curated record.
CCUCGAGAGAGAGAUUCAUAUUCAGAGAGUUGGGAUACUCGUUAUUUCCUCGGAUAAACCAGUAAGAAGCAAGAUGGCCUCCAGAGCUAUGUUUCUUCCUGCUCCGGUUCUUAAAGUAGGGCCAAAUGUCGUCCUACAGCCGCCGCUAUCGCGAUGCAGGCGUGGUCCUGGCUUGCUUAUCGUGCGGCCUAGUCUCUAUGUCGAUUGCCCGAAGAACAACAAGAGCCUUGAUCCCGAACCCUUGCAGAAAUGGGCGGAGGAGAGCUUUGCCGUGGCACAGGCUACUUUCGAUGGUAGGAGUAGUAGUAACCAAACCAGUGUCUCUGAGUCAGUGCGUACUGCUACAGAAGCCUUGACUUCGCUGCCAGAUUGUGACAAGAAAGACAGAUUCGGUUUGCUAGUUUACGGCUCGCCAGCCGACUAUGCAUCCGGCUUCGAAGAGCUAUUGGGCGCUGUUGUAGCUACAACUGGGAAGUUCGCAGCAGGAGUGUAUACAGGGGCCUGGAACCCUCCUGAUAUCCCGACCCUACGACAUAUCCCUGGACCCCAGUCGGAAGUGCAGAAAGGCGCUCCCUCAACCGUGUAUUCGUAUCCCGAGGCGUCCUCGACGGGGUUUAUAGUUCCGGGGCACUCGGACUUCAAGAUCUCGUCGGCUGGAGUAGCUCACACGCGAUCGCUUACCUUUAUCAAGAAGCAUAUGGGCGGUCCUUUCUUUGACCUCGAGAAGAUAUGGGAAGAGCACACGUACUAUGAAUUUGGGGACCGAUCGGUUGAGAAGACGAUGGCGACUAUGGUCCAAGAGCCCUAUGUGAACGAUGUUCCGACGUUGACAGGCGGGAUCGGGCGGGCAAGUCUGAGCAAGUUCUACCGAGAAAACUUCAUCUUCAAUAACCCAGACGAUUCGGAGCUCGAGCUGGUCAGUCGCACGGUGGGCGUUGAUCGUGUUGUGGAUGAAUUUAUCUUCUGUCUGACGCAUAACAAAGUCAUCGACUGGAUGCUUCCAGGGAUCCCACCGACCGGUAAACCAUUGCGAAUUCCAUUCACAGCGGUCGUGAACAUUCGAGGCGAUCGUCUGUAUCACGAGCAUAUCGCAUGGGAUCAGGCUACGGCCCUGAUGCAACUAGGAUUGCUUCCAGAAUACCUUCCAUUCCCCUAUCCGUUACCCGACGGUCGGAAGCCUGCUCCCGGGAAGAGAUUCGAAUAUCGGGUUCCUGCUGCUGGGGUUGAGACAGCGAUCAAGCUGCAACAUGAGCAUCUGGUUCCCUCCAACGAGAUGUUCAACUUGCAGCUUCGGGAGAUAAACGAUAGUACUAGGUAAGACACUCUAAUAGUUAGCCUGGGUGGUAGACCCGUUUUUUUUUAUCGGCUGGCUGUCUCAUACAUACUGGGAUGGAGAGAGCUGGAAUACUCUGCGAUUAUUCGAGGAUAUGUCGGGAAAUUGCUUCUCUUUCAGGUAGC